This is a messenger RNA of Sabethes cyaneus, 456 nucleotides long. Its product is annotated as ataxin-8-like. Bases 1 to 456 code for a protein of 151 amino acids. The transcript has 2 exons. The record is from RefSeq and is a predicted model, not a curated record. Lineage: Eukaryota; Metazoa; Arthropoda; Insecta; Diptera; Culicidae.
AUGGCCAGAAGGCACAUAUACAAAAGCCGCACUCGACACUUCCCGCCACUACUGGGUGCAUCGUUACGGAAGGAGGAAUUUUCAUAUCAUCAACAACAACAACAACAACAACAACAACAACAACAACAACAACAACAACAACAACAACAACAACAACAACAACAACAACAACAACAACAACAACAACAACAACAACAACAACAACAACAACAACAACAACAACAACAACAACAACAACAACAACAACAACAACAACAACAACAACAACAACAACAACAACAACAACAACAACAACAACAACAACAACAACAACAACAACAACAACAACAACAACAACAACAACAACAGCAACAACAACAACAACAACAACAACAACAACAACAACAACAACAACAACAACAGCAACAACAACAACAGCAACAACAACAACAACAACAACAACAACUAAUGGUCUAA